AUGCUCUGCUAUACUACUGUUAUGACCCUCUUGGGUCUCUCCAGUAUUGCCGUCGUCGCCGCCGAUCCCGGAUAUGAUGACAUCAAAGAUUGCUACUGCGGUGUUCAUAAAUUAAAUGGUAACGAUCCUACCAAGACCCGCGCUGCCUGUGCGUUCUAUGGUUCUGUUGCUAGGGCUUAUAAUGGAGCCACAACAUGCAACAUCAUCAUUGAUCUUAACGAGCCAUUGUUUAUAUCUCAUUGUAAAACGGUUUUAGGCACUGAUGGGUGGUGCGAUCCGCAUAAAUAA
Colletotrichum truncatum is the source of this 288-nucleotide messenger RNA. RefSeq lists its product as uncharacterized. Lineage: Eukaryota; Fungi; Ascomycota; Sordariomycetes; Glomerellales; Glomerellaceae. The record is from RefSeq and is a predicted model, not a curated record.